AAUCAACAGAACAAACAAUCUUAUUGAUUUACCAAACAUGCCAUCCAAGAUCACCGUAGGCGUUGCCCAAGCACGCACCCACAACACCGUCGCGGAGACUCUCUCCGCCCUCAACCGCAUCACCCGUCAUGCUGCCUCCCGUGGCGUCCAUCUACUCCUCUUCCCAGAGGCCUAUCUGGGCGGAUACCCACGUACCUGCAACUUUGGCACUGCCAUUGGUGCACGUCAACCUCAUGGACGGGAACAGUUUCUGAACUACUUCCAUUCUGCCGUGGAUCUCGGGGAUACCCCCACUGGAGCAGGUGAUGACUGGGUACAGAGGAAGUUGCCCGUCGCAGAGGGCAAGAAUCAUCGCGGCGACGGCACCAGAGAAACACUCGAACGGAUUGCGAAUGAGACGGGCGUCUUCAUCGUCGUUGGCGUUAUCGAGAGAGCUGCGGGCAGUCUGUACUGUUCUGCGCUGUACGUGGAUCCUGCGAGGGGAGUGCUCGGAAAGAGAAGAAAGGUUAUGCCUACCGGAACGGAACGUCUCGUCUGGGCUCAAGGUUCCCCAUCCACCUUGAAAGCCGUGACUACUCAUCUCAACGGUGUUCCCGUGACUAUAGCAGCAGCUAUCUGUUGGGAGAACUACAUGCCCCUUCUCCGCCAGAGUCUGUAUUCACAGAACGUGAAUAUCUACCUGGCCCCUACAGCUGAUGCCCGGGAUACAUGGCUACCCCUGAUGCGGACCAUCGCAUUCGAGUCACGGGCAUAUGUACUAAGCGCAAACCAGUGCGUUCGGUAUAACGAAUUACCGGAGUGGGUGACUAGCCCAGAAGAUGAGAAAUCCAUCUCAACUGAAUACGUCUGCCGCGGUGGAUCCUCCAUCGUUGAUCCUCAAGGCCAGGUUCUUGCGGGUCCUAUCUGGGAGGUCUCCGCUGACGAUGCGUCUGAUUCUGCGGCGGAUGCCGUAGGAGACGGAUUGAUUAUCUCGGAGAUCGAUGUAGAGGACUGCGAACGGGGUAGAUUGGAUAUGGAUGUAGCGGGUCACUACUCGAGAAGUGAUGCGUUUAAGUUGACGGUGGAGGGGCUGGAUCUCAACCCACCUCCUUUUUAAGAAUGUAAAAACGGUAUAUAUGUAUUGGGUGGGAACUUGUGUUUUUUCAGUUGCAUUUAACUCUCCGUAAAUAUAUACCUAGAGUAUAAACUUGUGCAUACCCUCCAUAUCUCAUUCACUCAGCCGCUACAUCACCAGUAAGAAUAACUUGAUCUGUGAACAUUGCUAGGAUAUUAU
Messenger RNA from Aspergillus pseudotamarii, 1273 nucleotides. Its product is annotated as nitrilase. Gene Ontology annotation, molecular function: catalytic activity. The transcript has 3 exons. Lineage: Eukaryota; Fungi; Ascomycota; Eurotiomycetes; Eurotiales; Aspergillaceae. The coding region runs from base 38 to 1096 and encodes 352 amino acids. The record is from RefSeq and is a predicted model, not a curated record.